UGUUCAGCAAUAAAUAUCCAUCGAUUGCUCUUAACGGUUCUCUCUAUUGCUUUUUCUCUGCACUUAGACAUACAAUCAGCUCUUUAUGUUCUUUCCUUCAUAUCCAAAACCAGUGUCACUCACUCGCUUUGAUUUCCUAGCUACUCAUAUUACCCUUUUUAGUCUCUUGUUUUCUCCCUUUUCUUGAUCUUCACAGGCUUUUUUUAACUUUCUUUACCAGAGGGGUAUUGAAAAUGGACGGUGAUCAAAGUUUGUCUGAUUUUUUUGAGGAUUCUGAAUGUGACAUCUUCAGUAUUUUAGAGGCUUUGGAAGGCCCGACAACAACAACAACAACCACAACAACUUCGGAUGAAAUUAAUGGUUUAGUUUCGGAAGAAGGGAAGAAAAGGAAGUUGAUCUCUCAGAAAUCUACUGGUUCGAGUGGAACUUUACAAGAGUACUAUUUGGAGGAGACUGAAGCAGAUACACCAAGUAGCAAGAGACAAAAAGUAGCGGGGGUUACGAGUGGGAUAGAGGAUAACCAGCAAGAAAAUAGGAUUUCUCACAUAACUGUUGAAAGGAACCGCAGGAAGCAAAUGAAUGAACAUCUCUCUGUGCUUCGCUCUUUGAUGCCUUGUUUUUAUGCUAAACGAGGUGAUCAAGCAUCAAUAAUUGGUGGGGUUGUGGAUUACAUAAACGAGCUUCAACAAGUUCUCCAAUCACUCGAAGCCAAGAAGCAACGCAAAGUUUACAGUGAAGUUCUAAGCCCAAGAUUAGUCCCAAGUCCAAGAGUAGUACCCUCACCAUUAAGUCCAAGAAAACCCCCACUUAGCCCCAGAAUGAACUUACCAAUUAGUCCAAGAACCCCACAGCCCACCAGCCCAUAUAAGCCUAAUCAUAAUCGUAAUAAUAAUCCUAAUAAUAAUGCUAACAGGCUACAUGUUCCAGCCAUAAUUGCUAGCCCACUUGAACCAUCUCCUCCUAGUACUUCUUCAAAUUCGUCCAUUGACAGUCAUGUCAAUAAUGAGCUGGCUGCCAACUCAAAAUCAGCCAUUGCUGACGUGGAGGUGAAAUUCUCCGGCGCGAAUGUCAUAUUGAAGACUGUGUCUCCACGUAUUCCGGGCCAAGCUGUGAAGAUCGUUGCUGCGUUAGAGGAACUCGCCCUUGAAAUACUCCAUGUCAGCAUCAGUACUAUUGAUGGAACCAUGCUCAACUCCUUCACCAUCAAGGUCGGAAUUGAAUGCCAACUUAGUGCUGAGGAACUGGCUCAUCAGAUUCAGCAGACAUUCUGCUAAGCACAGUACUAUACUCAUUACUUUUUAGUAAUACUAGUACUAGUAAUUUAGUACAUGUCCAAGACGUAUUUCAUUUUUUUUCUUCCAAUUCCUUUUUUUUUUUUUUUUCCUCUGGGAAAGUAGUGUCUCAUUAUUCCAGUAGAUCUGACUAGGGAGCUGUAACAAAAAAAGAGAAUGUGGGUAGUUGAAUUUACCACCAUUCUGUUUAUUUAAACAGAUAUCCGUAUAGAUUGUCAUGACUUUUAUUUACUAAGUGAUCUUUAAUAUGACCCCCUUCGUACUGAUGUAUUCCUGUUCAGUCUUUGUAUUUUCAUUUAUGUACAAUCAAUUUCUAGUAUCUGUUUUUUUGUUAAUUAGUGAUUGAAGAUCGAACUUCAAGAUUUCUUAUAUACUUAAUAAAUUCAAGCAUCAAGGAAUCA
Messenger RNA from Lycium barbarum (goji berry), 1693 nucleotides. RefSeq names its product transcription factor SPEECHLESS. Gene Ontology annotation, molecular function: DNA-binding transcription factor activity; protein dimerization activity. Bases 234 to 1274 code for a protein of 346 amino acids. The record is from RefSeq and is a predicted model, not a curated record. Lineage: Eukaryota; Viridiplantae; Streptophyta; Magnoliopsida; Solanales; Solanaceae. Gene Ontology annotation, biological process: stomatal complex development; guard cell differentiation; positive regulation of DNA-templated transcription. The transcript has 3 exons. Gene Ontology annotation, cellular component: nucleus.